AGGAGUGACAAAAUGAGUGGCAAAUACAGGGCGGUUUUCGACGUUUUAACCGGCUUUUUCUUUGGAGCCAGUGCUGUAAAAAUAUACUAUGAAACCAUCAACACGGAGGAGGCCAACGAGUCGUUUAUAUUUCGAAGAAAUAAGAAAAAAAUUGACGAGAUUCGUGCCUCGCAUGAAAACUUGAAAGUUGGUCAAAGCGAGAGAGUGAUACAAAGCGAUAGAAAUCUUAAGAAAGUCAAAACUCACGAAGUCUUCAGAUUUGGUAAGCCACAAGGGACGGAUUUAUUGUACUAUAAGAGUCACGUGUUGGCUUAUGACGCGGCGAGGAAAGUCCCACUCUGGGUAGCGGAGCAUCUGACGAAGGAGAAGUUGACGAUGGCAGAUAACCAGGCUGAGAGGUCCAAGUCGAGUUUCCAACCAGACCCAAAUAUACCAGAGAUAUUUCAAGCAAAGAAUGAUGAUUAUUUUAAAAGUGGUUGGACACGAGGGCAUAUGGCCCCAGCAGGUGACAACAAAUUUGACCAAAAGUCGAUGGACGAGACAUUUCUGUUGUCAAACAUCCUGCCUCAGAAUUAUGAAAAUAAUGCGAACUUCUGGUACAGAAUGGAGGUGUUCUGUCGUAAUCUCACGAAACAGUUUACCGAUGUUUACGUCAUCUCGGGUCCACUGUGGUUGCCAUGCCAACGGAAUGGAAAGAAAAUUGUACAAUAUGAGGUUAUUGGUGAGAACAAUGUCGCUGUUCCAACUCAUUUAUUCAAAGUCAUCCUAGCGAUUGAUUCGACCAAUGGUGCUGCGAUGGCUGCUUUUGAAGUUCCCAACGAACCAAUCACAUACGAGCAAAAACUAACAAAUUUUCAAGUUCCGUUGGAGAAGUUGGAACGAGACACUGGAUUUCGUUUCUUUCAAGAAACACGAGAUUUUAAGACCCGAAAUUUGUGUGAUUUUACCGGAUGCAAACUGAUCUCAAAAGAAACUAUGGAAAAUAUUCUGUCACAGAGAGAGACGAAAAACGCUCAGAAUACCAAAACAAACGGAGUGAUUUUAGAAACAGCUUGA
Molecule: messenger RNA, 1056 nt
Organism: Dendronephthya gigantea
Lineage: Eukaryota; Metazoa; Cnidaria; Anthozoa; Malacalcyonacea; Nephtheidae
Product: nuclease EXOG, mitochondrial-like
Exons: 3
Coding region: 13-1056 (347 amino acids)
Biological process (GO): apoptotic DNA fragmentation
Cellular component (GO): nucleus; mitochondrial inner membrane
Molecular function (GO): nucleic acid binding; RNA endonuclease activity; metal ion binding
Source: RefSeq, a predicted model, not a curated record